This is a messenger RNA of Paramecium primaurelia, 1245 nucleotides long. Lineage: Eukaryota; Ciliophora; Oligohymenophorea; Peniculida; Parameciidae. The record is from the annotation of a GenBank genome assembly.
AUGAUGAAUAAUUUAGAAAUAUAAAAUGAAUAACAAUCUGAAAAUAAUGAAGAUGGUGAAUAAGAGGAGGAUUCAGAUUCAUUAUAAAACAGAUUGUUAUUAAAUAAUAUACCUACACCAUCUCGAACAGAAUCUAAUUUUUAGACAUCGACAAAUAAAACUAUUCAAAGAAAUUCAAUUUAAUAACUCAAUUAAUUUAGCAAUGAAUAAUAGUUCAAAGAUUAAGAUGCUUAGUUAAAUGAUCUCGAUUUAAAGAAGUAAACAUAAAUGUCAUAUAAUUCUUCUAAAUCAUCCAAAACUUUAACAUCUAUGAAAAUUAGUUUACUCUAAGCCUCAUUAAUUGCUAAAGAUUAAUUAAUUUUAAACUUAUAAGAAGAAGUUAAAUAAUUAAAAAAACAAUAAAUUGAAAAAGAUCAAUAAAUGGCAUCAAUUUAAAGGAACUAUGAAAAUAAACUAUAGUAAAUGAAUGAUAGAAUAACAGAUUUAGAAAGAAUAAUCAAAGAAAAGGAUAAUGAUAUUGAAUAGUUCAAAAAUGGGAAUAAUACACUAAAUUUACAGGAUUUAUCAGUAAUUACAAAUAAAUAAAAUGAAUCAAAAAAACAAAAAAUUAAUGAAUUUUAAUAAAAUGAUAUAUAAGGAUAUAGAUAAAAUGCUGAAGUUUAUCUUAACAGUAAUUUUUGGUUGAUAUCAGCUGAAAAAAAACUAUAAGGUAAUAAUCCAAUAUGCAAUUAUUAACCAAAAGAUAUUAUGGAUGCAAAACAAUCUUAAUUAUAUUCAUAAUAAUAAAAGGUAAUUGAUAAAUCGUAUUGGUCUAGAUAAAAUUUAGAACCUACUAAAUAAAUUAAACAUAAUUCUAAUAUGUUAUUACCUAAAUUAAAUGAAAUGAAUUCUCAAAUUAAUCUACAAUAGCCAAAAUAUUAUCACAAUAAUUUAAGAAGUCAAAGCCUUUAAUAAAAUAAUUAUAAGAGUUAUUCAUCUAUGUCUUAACCUUAUAUAAAUAAAGAUCUAAUACCAUAUGAUCCUGAUGAUUUUUUAGCUGAUUAAGAAAUUAAAUAGAUUUUUACUAUUUAAUCACCUGUUAAAAAAGAAUCUUUGGAUUGGGAUUCAUAACCAUCAAAUAAAUAUAUGAUUACAUACAAUCAUAAUUUAAAUUAAGCAAAAUUAGAUUACAAUGAUAAAGUAUAAACAACAUAGAAUCAUAUUAAUUAAAGGAAAUACAAUCAACAUAAGUUAUCUAAUAAAUGA